This is a messenger RNA of Anarrhichthys ocellatus (wolf-eel), 8741 nucleotides long. It is a transcript of the gene nyap1, whose product is annotated as neuronal tyrosine phosphorylated phosphoinositide-3-kinase adaptor 1. Gene Ontology annotation, biological process: phosphatidylinositol 3-kinase/protein kinase B signal transduction; neuron projection morphogenesis. NCBI's taxonomy places the organism in Eukaryota, Metazoa, Chordata, Actinopteri, Perciformes, Anarhichadidae. The record is from RefSeq and is a predicted model, not a curated record. The transcript is spliced from 7 exons. The coding region runs from base 3318 to 6476 and encodes 1052 amino acids.
UUGCAAAAUCGUCCGCUACUUUAUCAAGAAUCCAUCCGGACAUUUAAUGAGCCUGCUGCUGAAUCCUUCUGCUAAAUAUGAGCCGUGAAGGGAAUUUUCAUUUCGGUCCUCCGAUAACAGCCAGAAGAUAACAGCCUCUCGUCGCAGUUGGACUCAAAGCCACCUCGGAUGCUGCUUUUUCUCUCUCUCUCUCCCUCUCUCUCUCUCCCUCUCUCUCUCUAUAAACAACCACUGGUCUGCUUUCAGGAAGUACUGUAUGAAUAUUAAUAUGGAUGCAAACACUCAGUGCGGAUGCCCAGCGCUUGAACCAACACAGGCGCGCUGAUCUCUGCGCAUUUUUUUGUUUUUGUUUUCACGGUUUUUCUUUUCUUCCAAUUUUUCCGUUCACGCCUGAACUGAAAGCAUGUUAGUUUGGCGGAGGUCACGCUGGAGCCCUUUUUGAAGCGCACGGGGAUGGCGUGUCACCUGCGUGUUUUGCAGAGGAUCCUUUUGUAACGUCGCAUUGAACUGCAUCAUGGAUUUCGAUCAGAUCUCACACCGGCCAGGCUACACCGAGCCUCGAUAGUAGAGGGCUACAGCGCGCUGCUUGUCACAAAAAAAUGGAAGACCUUUCACGUCAAGAAAAGGCGUCAGUACGGUGAUAUGCGUCUGAAUAGCUGAUUUUUCCUUUCCACGUCAAUUGACACAUCUGGGAAAGGAUUUUUUUCCCUCCCCUCCCCGUCUACCAAGACAGCUGUGUCAUCAACAACCGGCGUGGUGUUGUUGUUGUCUGGUUUUUACGAGCCCGGGCAACUGGAUAUCGGCACAGUCUGCCUCUGCGCCAGCCAUAUAGGCUACCCCGUAAACAAGGUAGGUCUCUUCGAUAAUAUGGUGUUUUUGCUCUAUAAAUGAUCGGAUCAGUCGCUUACAUCAUCUAGCCUGUAUGUAGACAGCUGUCACAGUCUCAAUGCACUGUCUGCUUAAUUAGCAGCGGGGAAGAUGGUGCUGUAUUGCGGAGGGGGGACGCACGGGGCCUGAUGGCAUUUCACGGGUGAAUUUCAAUAAACACAAGGUUGACAGCGAGCCGCUGCGUGCUCACAAGCCAAAUUAUUCAACCUUGAAAGGCUCACAGCCCAUGACGGUGGAUAUAAGGCCCGUGUUUUAGCCCCAAAUCCGAAAGAGAUGGCGAGACCUGCCGCGCAGCGCAACCCACAGCCCGCGUUUAAGUUCAGUCGUGACAAGACCUUAUAAAUAUUUCACCAAAAAAACAAGCCAUCAGCUGACUGGUGAUGCUGGAGCAUGCACGGCGUUAUUCAUCACACACCAAAACAGAGCCUCCAUCUGCAAGGCCAUGAUGGAAAACAUCUGCAUGUUUACGGAUGAUAAGGCUAUAUAGCAGGGUGGUGUGAUGCGCGCGUGUGUGUGUGUGCGUGUGUGUGUGAGUGAGAGAAUGGGCGGCAGUUAAUGUGAUUGUGAAUACACUUGGGGUGAGUGUGUGCGUGUGUGUGUGUGUGUGUGUGUGUGUGUGUGUGUGUGUGUGUGUUUGUUUGUGCGCAGCCAGGUGAGGAUGUGUUGGCGAGUCUUUGAGGUGCGGGAGCGGCAGGCUUCUGGAUGAGGGGAGGGAGCCUCGAGCAUCACAUGUGGUUUUAGAGUAGGCAAAAAACAAAACAUCCACUGAUAGCCUACCCGAUAAACUGCCGCAGUAUCCAACCUUAGAGCCUCCGGAUCCAAAAGGGUCGAGGGGUCGUGAAUUAAACGUGGAAUUAAGUCAAUACUAUUUUUCCCCCUUUUUUUCCGGGCGUGACUGCCACUCAAAACGAGCAUUUUUUUCUUCUUCUUCUCCGCCCCCCUUAGAGAAAUACCAAUAAAGAGUAGUUGUAAGGCUGCGAAUAUGAACACGUUUGUUCUAGUUAUUUCUCUACCUGACUGGCUUUAAUCUCUCUUCCAAUGUUACUUAGAAUAAUCAGAGAAGGUUACUUGACUUGGCUGGAGAUGGACAUUUUACUUUGAAAGAACAAGUCAUGUCAGUUAGUAAGGCUGUCUUUGAAACUGUAAAAGGAUUGGGUAAAAGGAAUAGUACCGAUAUUCCUGUGCAAAUAGUAUGAUGGGUUUUCUUUAGGGAGGAUGCUCCAGCACGUUGGAUAUUUCACCACCUGCCUGACAUUGAACUGGAAUAUAAAUUUCAGUCUAUUGACCUUGGAGCUUAAUGGCUUCAAGUCUUGCUUAUGGGCGAACAGAUACAGGUAAACAGGAUCGGAUAUGUGACGGUCUCUUGUGCUGUUUGGUUUAUGCACUCCUUGGUACGAACAGAGGAGAGCGGGGAUGGUUCAGAGCAGCUGUGUAUUCGGGGUCAGUGAGUGCAGGCUGUGAGCCACACAUACUGUGCAGUGUGUCUUGAAUGCAGAGAGAAAACCGGGGCUCGUUAACUGCCGUUGCUCGCUUGGUGAUCCCUAAUUCAGUCCAGAAAUGUGAUUACAUCAAGGAAUGGCAGCUCUUAUGUGGCAGCUCAGUCAGUGUGGAAACAAAUGAAUAUGUUUCUUUACUAAAAAAAAGAAAAUUAUAAAAAAAAAAACACACCACAAACUUUGGGUUGGAGUUAGUGGAUUUAGGCAGAGCUUGUGAUUUAUUUAUAGAAAGAAUCAUAACUGACCACUGUUUCCAAUAAAGGAGAAAGGAUUCUGAAUGCAUUUGAGCUUUUCUCCAUGAAGUGGAUGAUUCAGUUGCUCUGAUCGGCAGUGUGCAUCAUGUCUGAUUCCAAAAAGGAUGAGUAAUUCAGCUUGGAGUAGAAUACACAAGCAUACUGGACCCAGAGAGGGCGAAGGAAGGCCCUCACAGGGCCAGAGAGGAGAGGGACCGCCGGGAAGCAAGGGACUGAUGGACGUGCGACAGACGGGGCAGAUGCUGACAUUUCAAGCCCAUCUCUCUAGUCGAGUGGAUACCCCUGUCAGGAUGAGCAGUAAUGGAAUUUCUUUCGUUGUUGCUGUGGGAUUCUUGGAGCACCCAACAGAUUGUUUUCCUAGCGUUUGAGCCGGAGCAGCUUAGUAGGUUGGUAAAAGUAAUAUAAAUGGCUACUACUGGCCUCUCAUGCAGGUGUUUCAAAAUCAAUACCACAGUACAGGUGUUUCACUGGCUUCAGUGUGCGUUGUUGUUUCUUUAAAGGGCGAGCAGGUGCUUCUUCCACCUGUGGUUUCACCAUCUUGAUCCUCUCAGCUCCAUCAGAGGGAGACGGCAUCAGAAAUGACGUAGGAAGACUGUUACCACGGCAGCGCGAGAGCAUUGGGAAUUGGAGGAGGCUGCCUGCGACAUACAUCCUGUUCUCCCGAGUCUUCUUCUAUACCAUGAGCUCUGGCUCUGCCCAGGAUGUGGCAGUCGAGCAUUUCCUGCGUGACAUAGAGAGGCGAAGCAAGCGGCUACACUGCGCUGUGAUAGGCUGCGAGGAGGAGCGACCCCGCAGCGACAUGAACCUGCUGUAUCGUAAGAGCCGCUUGGACUGGAGGCAGAGGGACCAAGAGGGAAGUAAAAAGAGCUCCAAUCAAAACGACCCCUCAGCCACUGUUGGCAAAGUCAGAGACUUGGCUUCUUUCCGCCGGCACUUCCGGAUGGGUUUCAUGACCAUGCCGGCCUCCCAGGACCUGUCCCCUCACUCUUGUGCCUCCGCCAUGGCGCCGCGCUCGCAGUCCUGCCACGCUGUAGGUGCUGGGGAUACAGGUCUGGAAAACGGAGAUUACUCUGACACUCAAUCCCAUCACUGUGGCCGCUGCCCCCCAACCAAACCCAAACGGCACCCCAACACUCGCCUCAGCGGCUCGUCCACUGACGGCAGAGGACCUUUUGACAUGCCGCCAUCUCUCGCGUCCUCUCACUCACAGACCAAACACUCAGAGAAGAAAAAUGCCAUGAAGAAGUCUGACUCUGGAGACCUCGGAGGAAAGAAGGUGCCUCCUUUAAAGCCCAAGAGAAGUCCAAGCACCCAGCUUUCCUUUGACCCUCUCCCUCCACGUGUGCCUCCUUCUGCCACAUCCUUGCCUUUCCAGGCAGCAGACUCACAGAUUCAGACAAGGGACGGGGACGAUGAGCCGGUCUAUAUAGAGAUGGUGGGCCAAGUGUUCACUAGAGACACCCAGACAGCCACCCCCCAUCCUGUCACACCUGUGGCCACCACGCCUGACUCUGACUCAGACCAGAGUGAGGCCAUCUAUGAGGAGAUGAAAUACCCGCAGCAAGAGAACAGAGAGUCCCAGAGACACCAUCCUACCAAACAUGAGAAACUGAAAACCUCUAAACACUUCCAUGUCACCCCUUCCUCCUCCAACAGCGCCUCCUCUCUGCCACGCCCCUCCUCUUCCUCUCCUUCCUACUCCAAAUCCAAAGCUACCGUGUCGAUCUCCCAUUCGUCUCCUCUGCCUUCCUCUGCAUCCUCCACCCCUGUCCCCCAGGUCCUCUCCACCAGUCCGCACACUCCACGAGCUCCUACUCCCUACCUGCUUCAAGGGACUAAAUCUGAGUCCGAGUCCAACACGAAGAUCCCAGCCCCUUUCCCCAAUCUUCUACAACACCGGCCUCCGCUGCUUGCCUUCCCACAGCCAGCAGCAGCCUCCAGCGGGGUCGGGGUGCAAAACAAGUCUGCGUCUGCUAAAAUGGGAACUCAAACAUCCAGCGUGACAACUCAAGCUAGCACCUCCUCCUCAACUUGUUCGAAUGUUCCCUCGUCACUGUCAGGCUCCAAGGAGUCGUCAGGAGGAAGUGCAUCCCAGCAGGACAAACACAGCAGGGACGCCCAGUUGGGCCCUGCUCCCGGACUGAGAGCCAGGAGCCACUCCACACCUCUGCCGCCCUCCUCCAAAUCCACCUCCCCUUUCUCCCAUCACCACCACCACCCUCACCAUCGCCCCUCGCACUACCACCACUAUCGCAAGCCAGAGAGAGGAGACUCUCCCGCUCCACUCAAGAGCAGUUCUCAGAACCAGGCCACAGUCCAGACCCAAACCUCAAGUACAGGCAGGGAGGGCAAGUCUGUUAGCUUCCUCUUGAAGUCUGAUAAAGGGGAGAGGGAUAAGGACAGGGACAGGGACAAGGACAGGGACAGGGACCGAGACAAAGAUAGGGACAGAGACAGGGACAGAGACAGGGACCGGGAUAGGGGUAGGGACAGGGACAGAGAUAGGGAUAGGGAUAAAGACAGGGACAGGGAAAGAGAAAGAGACAGAGACAGGGACAGAGAAAGAGAAAGAGACAGAGACAGGGAUCGAGAUAGGGACGGAGGGCCCUACUCCUUACAGUUGGAUCACAUCCCCUCUACGUCUAAAAGCAGCACCAGCUCAACCCCUACGCCAUUAUCCUCAUCCCAGCGUCCUCAUUCACGCCCCCAUCUUCGCUCUCACACUCCUCACAGCCUGCCAGCGUACAAGCCUCCCUCCUCGGACAGCCCCUUGCUGUGGACCUACCCCUCCGGUGGCUUCCGGAGACCGCCGGCUUACGAGAGCUUGCGAGGAAGCUCUCACACGGCGUCCCUGCAACAGCCCUCGAGUCUUACUGGUUUAGGUGAGGGGUCAAUGAAGAGCAACGGAGGGUCUUCCUCCCUCCAUUCUAAAGUUGGCUUCAUGCCCUGGGACAGCAGUGCCAGCUUAGCUGCAGAUGAGGGAUCUUACUGGCCUAUGCAGAGGAAAUUGUCCUUCAGCCAUGGGAGCAGAGAGACAGAGAAGGACGAGGGGCGCGCGUGGAAUGGCAGUGCUGAUGCCCUACUAAGGAUGGAUAAGGAGGACCUUGGCAUGGGGUCUCGAGGAGGCCACUCCGGCAUCCCAGUCCACUUCAGCGGUGCCACCAGCAGGGCGCUCGGUCACAGUGAGUCCCUGGCUGGUGUGGACAGCAGCCCGGGUUUCAGAGCCCUGCCCAGAGUUGGUCUGCCUCUUCCCUGCCAGACUUUCCCUGCCUGUCGCAAUGGAGAAGUGGGGCGGCUGGGCCGCUCCUCCUCUGCUGCUGGAGUGAGACAGGUGGGUGGAGGAGACGUACAGAGACAGAGCAGCCUACCAGCACGAGAAGCCCUGAAUAAGCUGCAUGGUCUCGCCCAGCCUAAAGUGCCCUGCAGUCCCAGCAGUCCCAGUGUGUCUCGGCAGCAGCAGCAGCAGCAGCAGCAGCAGCUUCAGCUCCACCAGCAGCAGCUGCAGUUAAAGCAGCAGCUCCAGCAGCUUCAGCAACAGCACCAUCUGCAGUUGCAGUUCCAGCAGCUCGCCCAGCUGGCACAGGGACAGCCUCCUGUCAGCGGGGGCACCACCCCGUCCGCAGCGCAGAGCCAGAGAGACGGUAAGCUGCUGGAAGUCAUCGAGCGUAAACGCUGCCUGUGCAAAGAGAUCAAGGCCCACAGGCGCCCUGACAGAAGCCUGUGCAAGCAGGACAGCAUGCCCAUCCUCCCUAGCUGGAGACGGACACCUGAGCCUCGUAAGACUGGCACGCCACCCUGCCAGAGGUCGCAGGCCGUCGUGUGGGACACAGCGAUCUGAGGUGGGAAGACAAGGCCUGCAAGUACAGCGCUGAAGAGCGAUGAGAUGAGUUGAAGAUGGCUGAACAAUUGAUGAGAGAGAAGAGUUUGAUGGGUUUAGUAACUGGAACAUACAAUAACCACAGAUGAGCAAGAGAGUUUUGCUCUUAUUGCGUGAGAAACUGAUCACAGAACAUCAAUGAAGGUUAUUGGAGACUUUGAACUCAUUUGGUAAAAAAAAAAAUAAUAAUAAUAAAAAAAAAAAAAAGGCUGUUAAAAGAGGUGAAGAAAGGACGUAUUACAAUCAGACUAAAUUAAUCUCUUACCCGGGUGAUUUCUACUUGCUCUGUACUAUGUCCUUCUCAAUGUGUUCUAAUUGCCAAUGAUUUUUUUGCCACAAAACGCCAGUAUUGCCACAAAAUGAAGACGCCAUCGUAAUAAGGGGUGGGAUGUUUUCUCAAAUUGGUGUUGCCAAAUUUCCUCCUGACUACUUGACACAUAAAGGGAUCAUAUAUUUUCUCCAACACAAAGUUGUGUCCAACUUCUGCGGAUGAGAAAAGGCGAGACUCCUUGAUAAGUUAUUGAAGUGUUUCUUGAAAUCGUGAAUGCUUAUGAGAUGUCUUGGUAUCAAUAGAUUGUCAUUGUGGAUGCAAAUAAUCAUCACUGAGGAGUAAAAGCUACCUACUGUAUCUGUUUGCAUAUUUGUAAUGUAAAUCUAUUUACUUUCUCAACGUUUCUGCAAUUUUAUAGCAAUAUGCUCCGGACGCUGGAGCAACAUAAUUAAAAACUUGUGUCAACUAGCCUAACAUACAUAUCUAAGACUUGAAUAAGUCAUAUUUACUGUGUCAUUCUCUGCAUGUCACAAUAGACAUACAGGAUUGUAAAAGAAUAUGUGUAGAGAUGAUCAUGUCAGACUUUUACAUACAGCAGAUCUUCACUAUGAUAACACGUGGUUGUAUCAAAAGAUGAAUAUAUCGCCUGGGGAGUAUAUCGUUAGAAGAGGUGGUGCGAAAGAUGGCACAUACUGUGUGCAGUCCAGCCAAAUAUAGAUACAGAUCAAUGGUACAAAACUUCAUCAUCCAUGCUUAUCCACAGUUGCACAUUAGUGAUUGUUCCACCACACAGAAAAACAAGCACUGACACCCAUCAACACAGACUGUACAAUACGGUGCAACUGAUAAGACUGUGAGUAUUGAUCACCUCAAACAGAAUGCUGGAACAAUCUGCACAAAACAUGGUAUACGCUUAGGAGAAAUUAAACCCUAAUGUACUGUAAAUAGAUAUGUACAACUGUAUUGAAAAUGUAGCAAUUAUUUCCAUUUUCAUACUUGUAAUCAAUACAUAUUAUGUAGCAUAUACUGUAUAAACAUAACUUUGUUCACUUGUUUUUUCUAAAAGAACUAAGUACUUUAUCUGCUGCAGCCAGGCCAUGCAUUACUUAUAUAGUUCGACUAAUAAACAGUAAGCCCUCUGAAGAAAGGCAUGGUCCAACAGUUGUUUAUUUAAAUUUAUGCAAGACUCCCUUUAAGCUGUGUUAUUGUUUUAUUUAUACCCCUUUUUUCUACAUUCAUUUUUAUUUGUGUACAGAUUUCAACAGCUCGUUGUCUUGACAUUUUGAAUACUUUGCUGCUAUCUUGAACUACUGGUGUUGUUCAUUCAACCACACCGUGUUACCAUAACAAACAUUAAUAUAGUGGUUAUUGUUACAUUUUCUUUUCUUUUUCUGAAAGCCACGUGAAAUGAAGUUUGUACCUUGAAGAGUGAGCCCUUCUGUAAUAGUAUUAAGGCACUUGAAUGUCUCUUGGUUGUUGUCGUUUUAUGAUAGUUAGCACCAAGCUGUACAGUACAGUACACCCAGUGAAAAGAAGACCUAUCUAAAUGUUUGAGAGUCACUGCUUGGCCUUUUGUUUUAAUUCCCGCCUGCUCGUGUUUGAGGGUCCAGGUUUCAAACAAACACAGGUCAGGUAGAAGGAAAUGGGCAAGUGCAAUGCAUGCAGAGAUUCCUUACACUGAAAAUGUCCCAAUGAUACUGACUAUUGUGCCCAACUCCAAGUAAAUCACCUUGCUAUGAUUCCUUUUCACAGACUGAUAUGGAACCAUAGGUAUCAUUUCCAAAAUAGUUUACAGAAACUGUUGGUUUUGUGUGUCUUCUAAAACAGUGGCCAUUAUAUGAGUGCCAUACUAUAUUGAUAUGGUAAGAUACGGUGUACCUUGGAAAUCACUGUAGUGCUAUAUUUGCAUUGAUAUUGUCAUUAAAAAUAAAUUUUAUAUAAUGAACUUUACACAA